AUGGAGCCCGAGGACCCCGCCACCAGGCGCUCGCGGCGUAGCAAACCUCUGGUGCCGCAGCGCGUCCGCUCGACCAUGCAGCACCGGAGCUCCGUCGGCGAGGUGACGUUCGCCGACGAGGCUACCAUGCGGAACCAGGUCACGUCGCGCUGCUCGCUGGAAUUCGCGCAAGGCGGCGCGCAGCCCCAGGAGAGGAUCCCAAGCCAGAGUGUGCUGGCGAGCGAGCGGUUCGGCGUGCCCAUCAUGCCCGUGUCGCAGCGGCGGUCCCGCACCGUCUCCCUGCGGCCGCUCGCGGAGGACAGCAGCGGCGGCGACGGGCCCUCGAGCCCGCUCGCAAGCAUGCCGUCGGUCAUCAACCCCUUCCACAGCGGCGUCGACAGCCUCGCGUCGCCCCAGGAGGGCGCCGCGGGGCUGCAGUACCACAGCCUGCUGCACGCCGCGGCCGAGGUGCAGUCGCGGCGGCACCAGACGGAGCUCGUCGACGCGGAGUGCCACCCGCGCAAGUCGUGUCCGGGGCUCGGCAUCUCCGCGCACGAGGACGACGACGAGGCGACGGAGUCCCCGCAGGAGGCGCGGCGGAACAAGCAGAGCCAGCCCCUGCCCGCGGGCGCGGUUCCGGAGCACCAGCGGCGAACGCGCAUCAGCAUGCCGCUCAAGCAGUCCAGCACCGCGCGGGGCGCCGUCGCGCCGGAAUUCGAGAAGCUGAACAUGCGGCCGACGGUGAGGGUCACGUCGUCGAAGCUCGGGAACGGCGGCAGCGGCAGGGGCUACGACCCGCUCCGCGGGCCCCGCACGAACCGCUCGAUCGAGAGUGAUAAGCACACGACAGCACACAACACGCCCGCGUCAGGCGCGCGGAUCAUGGGGCCGUGGGUGCGCACGUCGUCCACGAGCGGCGUCGUGCCGGGACCGCUGCACGAGCAGAAGGACAGCGUCCUGUACCGGAGCGUCGCGGAGGAGGGGCCAACCCCCAGCGUGCCGCUGCGGAGGUCCGGCCUGUGCGGGUGCUUCAGCAAGAGCAGCACCGUCGCGUGA
Molecule: messenger RNA, 1035 nt
Organism: Pedinophyceae sp. YPF-701
Lineage: Eukaryota; Viridiplantae; Chlorophyta; Pedinophyceae
Source: the annotation of a GenBank genome assembly